Molecule: messenger RNA, 1149 nt
Organism: Eremomyces bilateralis CBS 781.70
Lineage: Eukaryota; Fungi; Ascomycota; Dothideomycetes; Eremomycetales; Eremomycetaceae
Product: histone-fold-containing protein
Exons: 2
Coding region: 247-1149 (300 amino acids)
Biological process (GO): RNA polymerase II preinitiation complex assembly; transcription initiation at RNA polymerase II promoter
Cellular component (GO): nucleus; transcription factor TFIID complex
Molecular function (GO): transcription coactivator activity; protein heterodimerization activity
Source: RefSeq, a predicted model, not a curated record
CAACAGUUUCUCCCCAUCCACAUUCUUUCGCGCUGCGUGCAACUUACCAGGUCGACAUCACCGGAGACGUUCUUUCCAGCUUAUCCGAUUUUGCUUCUAGGCGGCACCUCAUCACCGCCAGAGCGCGUUACCCAUCACGCUCAACGCGCCGCAUUCUGUACCACAUCAACGCAGGCCUACCAACUCUCGUGCCUACACAUCACGUCUCCAACCAUUCCGACACCGUCAUAACCACUCAACUUCAAAAUGGCCUCACCCCCACCUCUCAACCCCUUCCCCAAGAAACGCUCCUCCCUCGCCCCCCCCGGGCCCCCCAAUAAACGCCGCAAAGCCAGCACUGGCCCCUCCCUCCUCCGCCAAACCUCCUUCCCCCCCGACUCCCACCCCCAGCAAUUCUCUCGCUCCCCCUCCGUCGACUCCUCCGUUAUCGCCGGCACCCCCGGGGCCGGCACCCCGUCGAUCGUGUCGGCGGGCGGCGGCGGCAAGAAGAAGCGCAAGAGGAAGGGGAAGGGCGGGGAGGUGGACGGGGACGCGCGGAGCUUGACGGGGAGCGCGGCGAAGGGGGUGGGGGCGGCGACGGGGACGCCAAGCGUGGUGGAGGGGGAGGGAGAGGAGGAAGAGGAGGAGGGGGAUGGGGGGGAUGUGGAGGGAGGGAAGAUGGAUGAGGCGGAGGUGGCGCAGGAGAGGGAGCGGUUGCGGGUGUUGGUGGAGGCAUUUGAUGGGGGGCAGACGGAGCGAUAUGCGGUGUGGAGGGCGGUGAAGUUGAAGAAGGAGGUGGUGCGGAAGCUUACGAAUCAGACGCUCAGUCAGUCGGUGCCGCCGUCUGUCAUCACGACGGUGAAUGGAUACACGAAGGCGUUCGUCGGAGAGCUCGUGGAGCGGGCGAGACAGGUGCAGGUGGAAUGGAUGGCGGCGUCGGCCGCGCUGCCGACGGGGGAAGAAGUCCCUUCGGAUGGGCCGCUGGCAGAUCGGAUGAAGGAGCGAGACCGCGGCCCGAUUCUCCCCGACCAUCUUAGAGAGGCGCUACGACGAUACAAGAAGGACCAGGAAGGAGGCGGGGCAGGUUUCCUCGGCGCAAGUCUGGAUGGGGUGCAGGCGACUGCUGCGAGGAGUCGAGGGAGGAAGCUGUUUGGGGGGCUCAUUUCUUAA